This is a messenger RNA of Anopheles nili, 2541 nucleotides long. RefSeq names its product neprilysin-1 (gene Nep5). Lineage: Eukaryota; Metazoa; Arthropoda; Insecta; Diptera; Culicidae. The transcript is spliced from 11 exons. Gene Ontology annotation, molecular function: metalloendopeptidase activity. Gene Ontology annotation, biological process: protein processing. The record is from RefSeq and is a predicted model, not a curated record. Gene Ontology annotation, cellular component: plasma membrane. The coding region runs from base 34 to 2541 and encodes 835 amino acids.
AAGUGCCUUAGGUCAAUAGCUAACUCCUACAACAUGUCUACGCAACGCAUAUGGACAACGGAUAAUAAUCACGCAUCGGAAUUCGGACCCGAAUCGGUGAAGAGUUCCGCCACAAAUCCCGCCCUCGUCCAUUCCGGUAAUCCUUACCUAAUCGGGAUCCAAUCAAGAUUCCGACGGCGGUAUUAUCACAAAUCGAUACUACUAUGCCUGCUGCUGGUAAUCCUCAUCCUGACGAUCGCUAUCAUCGUAAUAGCGUGUUUGCUGCAUUUCCCGCCCGAAAUCUGCCACACACCGGACUGCCUGCGUUCGGCAGCGGCCCUCAAGCACAGCAUGGACCUCACGGUGGAUCCCUGUGAGGACUUCUAUCAGUACGCCUGCGGUAACUGGGAGGACGAACAUCCUCGCCCCGACGCCUACGUCAGCUUCGAUUGGUUCAGUGAGCGGCAGGCUAAGAUAUUGCGCAAUAUCCGCCUCUAUCUGCAGGCUAACAACAGCGAACUUGAGCCAAAACCUGUCCUGCAGGCUCGCGCCAUGUACGCCGCGUGUAUGAAUCUCACCGCCAUGGACCGGCUUGGGUAUCGGCCGGUGUUCAAAUACCUCAAGCAGUUCAAUUUGCCACCCUAUCCUGCCUUUUUGAACGUUACCGAUGCCAUCGAACCGGCCGAUUUCAAGGGCUACGACUUUGAUUGGGUGCGAUCGCUGGCCAAAAUCAAACAGCUACUCGGCAUGGACGUCUUCAUCGGGUUCGAUGUAUAUCCGGAUCCACGUCAUCGGGAUUACAAUCGGUUGGUGCUGGGGACACCUGAGAGUGGUUCUGAUUUGCCGUUUAAUUCGGAUAUCCUGAGACGCAUCCGUCACGGAAAGGGACGUCGCAAGCUUACGGUGAGUGCGGACGAUUCCCCUGAGGAUGAGGCGGAUGACGAUGAGGAGAAACCCGGAAGCGAAUCCUCCGAGAGUUCGGUGUCACUGACGGAGUACAAAAAAUUUAUGGUCGGUGUCAUGAAGCUACUGGUCAAUCACACCGAUCCUUCGAUAAACGUCGAAUCGUUUAACGCCAAUUUCGAAACGGCCGCUACGAUUGUGGUGAAAUUUUCGGAAUCUAUUUCCAAGUUCAACCGCGAUGCCGAGAACGCCUCCAAAAGCACGAACGUAGAAGAUCGUCUCAAUCUGCAGGACAUCGUAUACUACACGGUGGCCGAUUUACAGAACAUCACGGACUCGCAUCUCUCCCCGAAGAAACCGCUGCCCAUCUGGGAGCAGCUUUUGAGCAGCAUGUUCGAGGGUAUUCCCGAGGCCCAGCUAAAUCUGCAGGACGAGAUGAUCCUUACGAGCAAUGCUGACAUUCUCUACCUCAAGCUGCUCGUCGAUUACCUGUCCGUAACGCCCCUGGCACACAUUGAGCUGUACAUCUGGUGGACGGUGGUGGAGGAGCUGAUUCUUCACACCACGAUGGAAGUUCGCAAGAUGUACUACGAGUACUACAAGGUUAUCUCACCGGCGGACGGCUUUAGUUCGCGUACACUCUACUGUACAGGUACGGUCAAUCGCUUGCUCGGAAUGGCUGUCAGUUACGCUAUCUCGAAUGACAAUUUCACGCGCCACACCAAGCCUCGGGUGCAGGACAUGCUGCGGUACAUUCGGGCCGCCUUUGAGGGACUCGUCCGUGACACGACUUGGAUGGACUGGCCAACUAAGCAGUCCACGCUGCGAAAGUCGGAGGCAAUGCGAAGCCUGAUUGGGUUUCCGGAGUGGAUUCUGGAUCACCGGCGCCUGGAGCAGCACUAUGACGGGCUGCAAGUCAACGAGAGCACCCACCUGGAAAAUAUGAUGGAGGAAAUACAGCGCAAAAACAUCAUCAAAUUGCGCCGCUGGCGACACAAACACGAGCUCAGCUGGGAAACUUUGCCCACCAACGUGAACGCGUUCCACACGUUCCAGGAAAACGCAAUCACCAUUCCGAUUGCCAUCCUGCAGUACCCGUUCUACCAUCUAGGGUUGGAAGCGCUGAACUAUGGUGCAUUGGGAACCAUCCUUGGGCACGAGUUAACCCACGGUUUCGAUGAUAGUGGACGCCAGUUUGAUAAGAACGGUAAUCUCAAGCAAUGGUGGACCAACAAAACCGUGCAAGAAUAUGUGAACCGCUCCAAGUGCUUCGUUAACCAAUACAGCCGGUACUUCAUCUCGGAGGCAGACGACUAUAUCGACGGGCUGCUCACGCUGGGUGAAAACAUUGCCGAUAACGGUGGGGUGCGGGAGGCAUUUCGAGCGUACCAACUUUACGUGAAAAAUGCCGGCAAGGAGGCUCUGCUGCCUGGUUUUGAGGACUACACGCACGAGCAGCUGUUUUUCAUCUCGUACGGCAAUAUAUGGUGCGAGUCACACACGAAAGCCGCCGCCAAGGCUUAUCUCGAAGAUUCGCACUGUCCCGGCAAGUUUCGGUUGAAAGGAGUGCUAACUAACUCACCCGAGUUUAGUAAAACAUUUGGCUGCAAGCUCGGUACCGAGAUGAACCCCAGCAAGGAAAAGUGUCGCGUAUGGUGA